This is a messenger RNA of Ichthyophthirius multifiliis, 903 nucleotides long. RefSeq lists its product as hypothetical. NCBI's taxonomy places the organism in Eukaryota, Ciliophora, Oligohymenophorea, Hymenostomatida. The transcript has 6 exons. The record is from RefSeq and is a predicted model, not a curated record.
AUGAAACGAUUUUUAUUAGAAAAUUUAAAAGAUUAUUAAAAAUAUUUAAAAUAAGAUUUGCCUAUUUUAGAUUAAAAUGGUGACGAACAAACAACAAAUAGAAUUUGUAGUAUUUUAAAAUAAAACAUUCCAGUAAUAACAGGACUUUCAUUAAAUAAAAUAUAAAAAUUCACUUAUAUUAGUGGAGAAAAUUUAGGAAAUGCAAUAAAAGUAAACAACACAUUAAGAAAAUUACAUCUUCAUUAAGCUAGAUUAUAAACUUAAGGAGCUAACCGUGUUAUUGAAGGUAUUAAAUUAAAUAAAUUAAUUCAAGAUUAUGAUUUCGGAUAACUUACAAAUACUAGUUUAAAAUAUUUAGUUAAAUAUUUAAGUGGAGAGCAUAAUGUCAGAAAUUUGAGUUUUUCAGAAGAUAUAAGUGAAAUAUGGACUGAUUAAAUACGAAUGAUGUUUUUAAAUGUUUUAAGAGAUAAUCCUUAUAAUAAAUAACUACUUUCGGUAGAUAUCUAUUCGGAAAGAAUUGAAGAAAAUUAAAACUUUAUAGCUGAAAUUUCAAUACUUUGUUAAAAUAAUAGAACAGCAGAAAUAACUAAAAAAAAUAAUGAAUAUAAAAGCAAAGAAUUAAAUACAAGCCAUUCAGAAUAUUAUGAUGGUGAUAAUCAUGUAAAAAAUGCUUUCUCUUUUUCAGUAAAAAGCUAUAUGUCAAAUGUAAUUGAAACUUUACUUGAUGAAGGUCUUUAUUACUUAGAUAAAGAAAGAGCAAAUAUUAUUAGAGAUGAAAAAAUUUUUGACAUUAAUAAAGAGUUUGUUAAUAAAUAAAUUUUAGAUGAUAUUUUCAAAGCUGAUGGAUCAUUACUUGUUUUAGCUAAAUAUAUGAUAAACAAAUUAAAUAAAAUAAAUAAUUGA